Messenger RNA from Coffea eugenioides, 1512 nucleotides. RefSeq names its product GATA transcription factor 12-like. Gene Ontology annotation, cellular component: nucleus. The transcript has 2 exons. Gene Ontology annotation, molecular function: sequence-specific DNA binding; zinc ion binding. The record is from RefSeq and is a predicted model, not a curated record. The coding region runs from base 134 to 1243 and encodes 369 amino acids. NCBI's taxonomy places the organism in Eukaryota, Viridiplantae, Streptophyta, Magnoliopsida, Gentianales, Rubiaceae. Gene Ontology annotation, biological process: positive regulation of DNA-templated transcription.
AAGUUCAAACUCCACUCCACCCUUUUCGUCCCUCUAUUCUCUCCAAAUUUGACACCCAAAUAUCUUAAAAGGGCAAAAAAAAAAAAGGGACCCAAACCGAAAACGUUACUUGGCUAGAAUCCCCAUACACAAAAUGGAAGCUUCAUCGGAAUUCUUUGUCGGCGGAUAUUUUAGCCAUGCCGGAGAUAACGAAUUCGACCAUAAAUCGAUGGAGAAUCAAAACAUCACUGGUAACUCCAACAAUUUUACGGUGGACGACCUUUUGGAUUUUCCCAAGGAAGAUGAGGUAAUGACCGACGCUUUUUUUGACAGCAUUACCGGAAAUUCUGGCGAGUCUUCUUCUCUUACCGUGGUCGACAGCUGUAACUCGUCUGUCUCGGGUGGUGACCGGCAAUUUAACGGCAAUAUUAGCUGCCGCAGCUUCACUGAUACACAAUUCUCCGGCACUGAACUCUGCGUUCCGUAUGACGACCUGGCUGAGCUUGAAUGGCUCUCGAAUUUUGUGGAGGAGUCGUUCUCGAGCGAUGACCUUCAUAACCUUCACCUCAUUUCCCCUACCACAAAUUUUACAGCUCCCUCCGCCUCUUCCGCAGCUACGGCUAACGCCACCACCGACACCUCCUCUUCCGCCACUACCAUUUCUACUAAUAACGACAACAGCAAUUCAUCAUCUCCAGUAUUCCCCUCCGACGUUUCCUUUCCCGGAAAAGCCCGCAGCAAACGCUCCCGUGCCGCCCCAUGCAACUGGGCCUCCCGCCUCGUCCUCCUUGCAUCCCCUGCUACGUCGUCAUCCGAACCCACGAACGACGUGAACACUCCUAACCCAAUUAGCGUUACCAUAAAAGCUCCCAAACCGGCGCCGUCAAGGAAAAGAGAAACAACUGAAACUCCCGGUCGGCAAUGCCUUCAUUGUGGGUCGGAAAAGACGCCUCAGUGGAGGACGGGACCCAUGGGGCCCAAGACUCUGUGUAAUGCGUGCGGUGUCCGGUUCAAGUCGGGUCGAUUGGUGCCCGAGUACCGGCCUGCUGCGAGCCCGACAUUUGUGUCCGCGAAGCAUUCGAAUUCGCACCGGAAAGUGCUGGAACUCCGGCGGCAAAAGGAGCUGCAGAGACAGCAGCAACAGUUGCUCAGUCAAGCCUCAAUUUUUGGCGUAUCCAACGGCGGAGAUGAAUACUUGAUCCACCAUCAUCAUCAUCAUCCUCAUCAGCAAAAUGUGGGUCCCGAUCAUAGGCUCAUGAUCUAGCGAUCGCUGGUGUACUGAAAAUUACGGUGUGCCAGCAGAAAUUUUCAAGUUUAUUACUGGAAAGUAGUAGUACCACCAUUUAGAUUUGAAUUUGACCGAGGAAAAGGCAGCAAAACAAAACUAGUCAUAAUAGAGCCGAACAAAAAAAAAAUGUCAGCUUCCAGCUAAUUAGAAGGACAAAUGGAAGGAGAACAUGGCGAAUUAAUUGUAGACUUGUGUAAUUUCCUGCUAAUUUUGGGUUUUAAUUCAUUUGAUUUUUUUUUACUAAA